Limulus polyphemus (Atlantic horseshoe crab) is the source of this 1212-nucleotide messenger RNA. RefSeq names its product Krueppel-like factor 1. Lineage: Eukaryota; Metazoa; Arthropoda; Merostomata; Xiphosura; Limulidae. The transcript has 2 exons. The record is from RefSeq and is a predicted model, not a curated record. The coding region runs from base 1 to 1212 and encodes 403 amino acids. Gene Ontology annotation, molecular function: DNA-binding transcription factor activity, RNA polymerase II-specific; RNA polymerase II cis-regulatory region sequence-specific DNA binding. Gene Ontology annotation, biological process: regulation of transcription by RNA polymerase II.
AUGUCUAGUGGUACAGCGAUCCUUGCUUCGGUUUCUCUGCAGUACAGGUAUCCUACACCUAUGGCCUCCGAGAUGGCGGAUUUCCAUGAUAUGUGGCAAGACAUUGAGAGUGUUUUAUUAGGAGAUAUGAGCAACUCUUGUUCUCGCAACGAAAUGCAGUCCGUUCAGCCUGUUCUUCGGCAACUCCCUUCCUCAGAUUUCAACACCAACACGCAAGCUGGGUUCACAACGGCUCUGCGUUACCAGUACCAGCAACAGCUAGAGCCGUCGCAUACGGGUACAUUCCAAUACCCGACACCGCCACAGUUAUCGGACUCUCGUCCGCCAGAGGACGGCCGUUUAGGAAUAGAUUUGGGAUUAUCAUUAGAAGGAAACAAACAGCUUUACAUCGAAGAAUUUUCUGUUUUGAAUCCAAAUAUGAAGAGCGAUGUGUCCUCAACGGGCCCAAUGUCUGGCGUGGAACAGUUACACUUGUACGGUCCUAGCACAUGCGGUCAGAGAUACGUACCAGUGGCUUCAGAGGUAAAAACAGAAAACCAGCAUUACACAGAUAACGCAAACACGGAAUAUCUUAACGGAAAUUGGACGGUUUACAACUGUGCUAUGCCUAAUCACCAAGUCUCGCCCACAGCUGCUCCUGACAGUCGUGCCAUUAGAUAUACUUAUGAAGUUAACCCUUAUGGAGGCUAUCAUCCGAAUAUAGCCAAAACACAAACCGGACUGUUACGCCCGCAUCUUUCUUCGGGCAUGACCCAGUCCUACGCUUCUUCUUAUCCUACUCAGUCCAGAAUGGUAACUCCACCAACUUCCCCUCAUUUGGCCGAAUUUCUGGUCAGUGGUCACGGGCCGGUGGGGAACACAACCUUGUAUGCUGGUGGUAGCCUCCAACCACCAGCGCCCAAGUCUAGGCGCGGACGCCGAUCAAGAGGACCCAAGAGUGUAACUGUUCACACCUGCUCUUACAACGGUUGUACGAAAACCUAUUCGAAAAGUUCACACCUAAAAGCUCAUCUCCGGACACACACCGGUGAAAAACCUUAUCAAUGUACGUGGAAAGGCUGUGCCUGGAAGUUUGCACGUUCCGAUGAAUUGACCAGGCACUACAGGAAGCACACUGGUGACAGACCAUUUCAAUGCCGUCUAUGUGAACGUGCCUUUUCCAGGUCCGACCAUUUGUCACUUCACAUGAAAAGACACGCGGAAAUUGUCUGA